This is a messenger RNA of Chinchilla lanigera (long-tailed chinchilla), 5449 nucleotides long. It is a transcript of the gene Cacna1b, whose product is annotated as calcium channel, voltage-dependent, N type, alpha 1B subunit. Gene Ontology annotation, molecular function: high voltage-gated calcium channel activity; calcium ion binding. Gene Ontology annotation, cellular component: membrane; voltage-gated calcium channel complex; neuronal cell body. NCBI's taxonomy places the organism in Eukaryota, Metazoa, Chordata, Mammalia, Rodentia, Chinchillidae. The record is from RefSeq and is a predicted model, not a curated record. Gene Ontology annotation, biological process: chemical synaptic transmission; calcium ion import across plasma membrane.
CUGGCGGCCCGGGCCCCGGGGGCCUGCAACCCGGCCAGCGGGUGCUCUACAAGCAGUCGAUCGCACAGCGCGCGCGGACCAUGGCGCUGUACAACCCCAUACCGGUCAAGCAGAACUGCUUCACGGUCAACCGCUCGCUCUUCGUCUUCAGCGAGGACAACGUCGUCCGCAAAUACGCCAAGCGCAUCACCGAGUGGCCUCCCUUCGAGUACAUGAUCCUGGCCACCAUCAUCGCCAACUGCAUUGUGCUGGCGUUGGAGCAGCACCUCCCUGAUGGAGACAAGACGCCCAUGUCCGAGCGCUUGGAUGACACGGAGCCCUAUUUCAUCGGGAUUUUUUGUUUUGAGGCGGGGAUCAAGAUCAUAGCCUUGGGCUUCGUUUUCCAUAAGGGCUCCUACCUGCGGAAUGGCUGGAACGUCAUGGACUUCGUGGUGGUCCUCACGGGGAUCCUUGCCACGGCUGGAACUGACUUUGACCUGCGAACACUGAGGGCUGUGCGUGUGCUAAGGCCCCUGAAGCUUGUGUCUGGGAUUCCAAGUUUGCAGGUGGUGCUCAAGUCCAUCAUGAAGGCCAUGGUUCCGUUGCUGCAGAUUGGGCUGCUUCUCUUCUUCGCCAUCCUCAUGUUUGCCAUCAUUGGCCUCGAGUUCUACAUGGGCAAAUUCCACAAGGCCUGUUUCCCCAACAGCACAGAUGCGGAGCCUGUGGGUGACUUCCCCUGUGGCAAGGAGGCCCCAGCCCGGCUUUGUGAGGGCGACACCGAGUGCCGGGAGUACUGGCCAGGACCCAACUUCGGUAUCACCAACUUUGACAACAUCCUGUUUGCCAUCUUGACCGUGUUCCAGUGCAUCACCAUGGAGGGCUGGACCGACAUCCUCUACAAUACAAAUGAUGCAGCUGGCAACACCUGGAACUGGCUCUACUUCAUCCCGCUCAUCAUCAUUGGCUCCUUCUUCAUGCUCAACCUGGUGCUGGGUGUGCUCUCAGGAGAAUUUGCCAAGGAGCGAGAACGGGUAGAAAAUCGCCGUGCCUUUCUGAAGCUCCGCCGGCAACAGCAGAUUGAGCGGGAGCUGAAUGGGUACCUGGAGUGGAUCUUCAAGGCUGAGGAAGUCAUGCUGGCUGAGGAGGAUAAGAACGCGGAGGAGAAGUCCCCUCUGGAUGCAGUGUUGAAGAGAGCUGCCACCAAGAAGAGCCGCAAUGACCUGAUCCAUGCUGAGGAGGGUGAGGACCGGUUUGUGGACCUCUGUGCGGUUGGGUCCCCUUUCACCCGCACCAGCCUGAAGAGUGGGAAGACAGAGAGCUCAUCGUACUUUCGGAGGAAGGAGAAGAUGUUCCGGUUCUUUAUCCGACGCAUGGUGAAGGCGCAGAGCUUCUACUGGGUGGUGCUGUGUGUGGUGGCCUUGAAUACGCUGUGUGUGGCCAUGGUACACUACAACCAGCCGCAGCGGCUCACCACGGCGCUAUACUUUGCAGAGUUUGUUUUCCUGGGUCUCUUCCUCACAGAGAUGUCCCUGAAGAUGUAUGGCCUGGGGCCCAGAAGCUACUUCCGGUCUUCCUUCAACUGCUUUGAUUUUGGGGUCAUUGUGGGGAGCAUCUUCGAAGUGGUGUGGGCUGCAGUCAAGCCGGGAACCUCCUUUGGGAUCAGCGUGCUUCGGGCUCUCCGCUUGCUGAGGAUCUUCAAGGUCACAAAGUACUGGAACUCCCUGCGUAACCUAGUGGUGUCUCUGCUCAACUCCAUGAAGUCCAUCAUCAGCCUUCUGUUCCUGCUCUUCUUGUUCAUCGUGGUCUUUGCUCUGCUGGGGAUGCAGCUGUUUGGGGGACAGUUCAACUUUCAAGAUGAGACUCCAACGACCAACUUUGACACCUUCCCUGCUGCUAUCCUCACUGUCUUCCAGAUCCUGACAGGAGAAGACUGGAAUGCAGUGAUGUAUCAUGGGAUUGAGUCACAAGGUGGGGUCAGCAAAGGAAUGUUCUCCUCCUUUUACUUCAUUGUCCUGACGCUGUUUGGAAACUAUACCCUGCUAAAUGUCUUCCUGGCUAUUGCUGUGGACAACCUCGCCAACGCCCAGGAACUGACCAAGGAUGAAGAGGAAAUGGAGGAAGCAGCCAAUCAGAAGCUUGCUCUGCAAAAAGCCAAGGAAGUGGCUGAAGUCAGCCCCAUGUCUGCCGCCAACAUCUCCAUUGCUGCCUUUGUAAAGCAAACUCGAGGUACUGUAUCUCGCAGCUCAUCUGUCUCCAGCGUAAAUUCACCGCAGCAGAGCUCAGCCCGGGCGCGCUCGGUGUGGGAGCAGAGGGCCAGCCAGCUGCGGCUGCAAAAUCUGCGAGCCAGCUGUGAGGCGCUGUACAGCGAAAUGGACCCUGAGGAGCGGCUGCGCUAUGCCACCUCACGCCACUUGCGGCCUGACAUGAAGACACACCUGGACCGGCCACUAGUGGUGGAGCCUGGCCGAGACGGACCGCGGGGUCCCUCGGGGAGCAAAGCCCGACCAGAAGGCACAGAGACCACAGAGGCUACAGAUGCACUGCGACGGCACCACCGGCACCGGGACACAGACAAGGCCCCGGCUGUGCUGCCCUCGGCCACCGAGCAAGACCGGGACCGAGCAGAUGGCACGGAGCCUGGGUCCCGCGAGGAGCGUGCACGUCAACGUCAUAGCCGCAGCAAGGAGGCUGCGGGCAGCCAAGAGGCCCGGGGAGAGCGUGGCCGGUGUCCUGAGGGUGGCAGGCGCCACCACCGCGUUCACCGGCAUGGGCCUGACCCUGGCAAGGACAAGGAUGGUACUGUGGCCAAGGGUGAGCGGCGAGCGCGGCACAGGGGGCCCCGCACGGGCUCCAAGGAGGUGGAAAGCAGUGAGGAGCCUGGGCGUCGGCACCGCACUCGCCACAGGGCACCCCCCUCACAGGAGGCGGUGGAGAAGGACAGCGAGGCCCUGGAAGGGGACAAGGAGAUCCGGAACCACCAGCCCAAGGAAACUCACUGUGACUUGGAGGCUGGUGGACUGAUGGGUGUGGGCACUGUGCACACACUUCCCAGUACCUGUCUCCAGAAGGUGGAGGAACAACCAGAGGAUGCAGACAAUCAGCGGAAUGUCACUCGGAUGGGUGGUCAACCCUCAGACCCAAGCACCACCGUGCAUCCUCCAGUGACACUCACAGGCCCUGCUGGGGAGACCACAGCCGUUCCUAGUGGUAACGUGGACCUGGAAAGCCAAGCAGAGGGGAAGAAGGAAGUGGAAGCUGAUGAUGUGCUGAGGAGUGGCCCCCGGCCCAUUGUCCCGUACAGCUCCAUGUUCUGUCUAAGCCCCACUAACCUGCUUCGUCGCUUCUGCCAUUACAUUGUCACCAUGCGGUACUUCGAGAUGGUCAUCCUUGUAGUCAUUGCCCUGAGCAGCAUUGCCUUGGCUGCUGAGGACCCUGUGCGGACAGAUUCAUCCAGGAACAACGUUCUGAAGUACAUGGAUUACAUCUUCACAGGCGUCUUCACUUUUGAGAUGGUGAUAAAGAUGAUUGAUUUGGGACUGUUGCUCCACCCUGGAUCCUACUUCCGGGACCUGUGGAACAUUCUGGACUUCAUUGUGGUCAGUGGGGCCCUGGUGGCCUUUGCCUUCUCGAGCUUCAUGGGAGGAUCCAAAGGGAAAGAUAUCAACACCAUCAAGUCCCUGAGAGUCCUGCGUGUCCUGAGGCCCCUGAAGACCAUCAAACGGCUGCCUAAGCUUAAGGCUGUGUUCGACUGUGUGGUGAACUCUCUGAAGAAUGUUCUGAACAUCCUGAUUGUUUACAUGCUCUUCAUGUUCAUAUUUGCCGUCAUUGCAGUGCAGCUCUUCAAAGGGAAGUUUUUCUACUGCACUGAUGAAUCUAAGGAGCUGGAGAGGGACUGCAGGGGUCAGUACUUGGAUUAUGAGAAGGAGGAAGUGGAAGCACAACCAAGGCAAUGGAAGAAAUACGACUUCCACUACGACAAUGUGCUCUGGGCCCUGCUGACACUGUUCACGGUGUCCACAGGAGAAGGGUGGCCUAUGGUGCUGAAACACUCCGUGGAUGCCACCUAUGAGGAACAGGGGCCAAGCCCUGGGUUUCGCAUGGAACUCUCCAUCUUCUAUGUGGUCUACUUUGUGGUCUUCCCCUUUUUCUUCGUCAACAUCUUCGUGGCCUUGAUCAUCAUCACUUUCCAGGAGCAGGGGGACAAGGUGAUGUCUGAAUGCAGCCUGGAGAAGAAUGAGAGGGCUUGCAUUGACUUCGCCAUCAGCGCCAAGCCCUUGACUCGGUACAUGCCUCAAAACAGACAGUCAUUCCAGUAUAAGACGUGGACAUUCGUAGUCUCUCCGCCUUUUGAGUACUUCAUCAUGGCCAUGAUAGCUCUUAACACUGUGGUGCUGAUGAUGAAGUUCUACGAUGCACCCUACGAGUAUGAGCUGAUGCUGAAAUGCCUGAACAUUGUGUUCACAUCCAUGUUCUCCAUGGAAUGCGUGCUGAAGAUCAUCGCCUUUGGGGUGCUGAACUAUUUCAGAGAUGCCUGGAAUGUCUUUGACUUUGUCACUGUGUUGGGAAGUAUUACUGAUAUUUUAGUAACAGAGAUUGCGGAAACGAACAACUUCAUCAACCUCAGCUUCCUGCGUCUCUUCAGAGCUGCACGGCUCAUUAAACUGCUCCGCCAAGGCUACACCAUCCGCAUCUUGCUGUGGACUUUUGUCCAGUCCUUCAAGGCGCUGCCCUACGUGUGCCUCCUCAUUGCCAUGCUGUUCUUCAUCUACGCCAUCAUCGGCAUGCAGGUGUUUGGAAAUAUUGCCUUGGAUGACGACACCAGCAUCAACCGGCACAACAACUUCCGGACGUUCUUACAAGCCUUGAUGCUGCUGUUCAGGAGUGCCACGGGGGAGGCCUGGCACGAGAUCAUGCUGUCUUGUCUGAGCAACCGGGCCUGUGAUCUGCAUGCCAAUGCCAGCGAGUGUGGGAGUGACUUUGCCUACUUUUACUUCGUAUCCUUUAUCUUCCUUUGCUCCUUUCUGAUGUUGAACCUCUUUGUGGCUGUGAUCAUGGAUAAUUUUGAGUACCUCACGCGGGACUCUUCCAUCCUAGGGCCUCACCACCUGGACGAGUUCAUCCGGGUCUGGGCUGAGUACGACCCGGCUGCGUGUGGGCGCAUCAGUUACAAUGACAUGUUUGAAAUGCUGAAACACAUGUCCCCACCUCUGGGGCUGGGGAAGAAAUGCCCUGCUCGAGUUGCAUACAAGCUGGGACAAAACAGCACCAGUGUGAUGCAGAGCUGAGGAAGGAGAUCUCCUCUGUGUGGGCCAAUCUGCCCCAGAAGACUCUGGACUUACUGGUACCACCUCACAAGCCUGAUGAGAUGACAGUGGGGAAAGUCUAUGCAGCCCUCAUGAUAUUUGACUUUUACAAACAGAACAAAACCACUCGAGACCAGAUUCACCAAGCUCCGGGAGGCCUAUCCCAG